This is a messenger RNA of Cylindrotheca closterium, 612 nucleotides long. The record is from the annotation of a GenBank genome assembly. Lineage: Eukaryota; Bacillariophyta; Bacillariophyceae; Bacillariales; Bacillariaceae.
AUGAAUGUUUUUUCAGGCCUUUUACUGAUGCUUGCGUUGCUUUCAUUGUCAGUUUCUAAUGCGUUUACUGGACCGAGUUCUUAUCGCCCGAUAUCUUUGCCAACAACUCAACGCCAGAAUCUCAUUCAAGUGGUCAAUUCACCUGUCGACACUACUUCAUCACAUGUACCAACCCAGCUUUUUAUGUCAGAGUCUCCCGAUGAAACUGUACCAACCACCCCAUUAGACCGUCCCGUUCUUGCAGCGAUUGAUGCUGUAGCAAUCCUCGUGUUUGCAGCAGUCGGUAAAGCAUCCCAUGCUCCUGAUGGAUCUAUUGAUUUCCUGUCGGUUGGAAUGACAGCCUUUCCCUUUUUGCUGUCUUGGUUUCUGACAGCACCUCUAAUGGGUUGCUUCACACCCGGUGCUACUUCAGAUAUCAAGUCAGCAGUUGUACAAACGGGAAAGGGAUGGAUUGUUGCAGUGCCACUUGGGUGCGCACUCCGAGGGAUUAUCAAGGGCUACGUCCCACCUGUUCCAUUUGUGAUUGUUACAUUAAUUGCUACUCUUGUGAUUCUGAUUAUCGGUCGCUCUGCAUACACGGCCCUCAGCGAAUUAUACGUGGAAAUGUUCUAA